UUCAUGUGCUGUUCCCAUAUUCUAAUACAUAAACUUACUUCAUUUGUUUCUGCUUCUCCAGACCACUUAGUUUAAAUAUUCUCACUGUCCAUAAACAUUUACUACUACUAGCAAAUAUAACAAAGAACCCCUCAUAAGAGUCUUACCAAAUACAACAGCACACACAAAUGCCAUUCAUUACUCGUAAACAAUUCCCUGCCCUUAUAAAACACACAACAAACUUAAGUUGUUUUCUUUAUCCAGCAAGCUACAUUUCCCUCAAGUCUCUCUUUUUCCCCUUAGUAACAUGGUUUCCAUAGAAGGCACCAUUAGAUCCGAUGAGCCAACGUCUAGUCCACGAAUUUCCUUCUCUUCAGAAUUUCUUGAUGAGAAAGACUUCAUAUCCAUUACUCCAAAUGCACAAGGUGAGAAAGAGCGAAAAGAUCAACAAGAGAGAUCAACACGAAGUACAGCUGAAUUCGAGUUCCUCUCGAGCAAGUUAACCAACGAAAACAUGAUCACAGCAGACGAGCUUUUCUUCGAGGGUAAGUUACGUCCCUAUUGGCAAAUGCAUUAUGCUGAAAAGCUCAACAAAAUUAGUUUAAAAGCUGAAGAGGAAAUAUUGAACAAUACCGAUGUCAUGAAGAGUAAGGAAGACACUACUAGGCCAAUAAAUUGGUUUAUUGAUGAAGAUCCUUCUCCUAGGCCACCAAAAUGCACUGUUUUAUGGAAAGAGUUACUAAGAUUGAAACAGAAAAGAGCUUCUUCAUUAUCACCUUCUUCUUCGACUUCUUCCUCUUCUUCUUCUUCUUCAAGUUCACUUGCUGAUAAUGAAAAAAGCAAAGGGCAAGCAAUCAAAGAGAAACAUGUGAAGAGGAUUAAGAAAGGAUUAGAGAGGUGUAAAUCAGAAACUUUAAGAGUUAGACCUGUGCUUCAUGUGCCAAUUUGCUCACAGGGGAAAAACACUGCAUUGCCACCUCUGUUUUCACUUAAGAAAAAAGGAAGAGCAAUUGAAAGAAUUUAGCCAUUGUUGGUCAUUGUGUAGAGAUGUUCUUUCUAUUCGAUUUGGUUUCGAAGCUUCUUUUAAUUUCAUCCUUUUUCAUGAGUUUAGAUUACAUGUUUUUGUCAUAGGAAUUUACCUUAGCAUUUUGAUGUGUUCAUUUCUUGUAAUGUAAUGUAUGUGAAACUUAUUCCAUCUAGUUUAUCAAGAGUUAUUGUAAUCUAACAUUUCUAGCUUUUGUUUUCAUGCAAAGAAAUAGUGAACCAACAAGGCA
Solanum dulcamara is the source of this 1253-nucleotide messenger RNA. RefSeq lists its product as uncharacterized. The record is from RefSeq and is a predicted model, not a curated record. Lineage: Eukaryota; Viridiplantae; Streptophyta; Magnoliopsida; Solanales; Solanaceae. The coding region runs from base 287 to 1003 and encodes 238 amino acids. The transcript has a single exon.